AUGAAGACUCUCGUACUGCUUGUUUCUGCCAUUUUUACCGCCUUUGUGGUUCAUAUCGAUGAUGUCAGUGGAUGUGGACAUUGUGGCCCUGGCCCGACACCUAGGCGGAGUGAGUGGAAUAAAUGGAGUAAGUGUAAAAAUAGCGCCUAUAAGUAUCGUCGCAGGGGAAAUGAAAAGGAGUCCUUAGAUUGCAACGAAUGUGUAAAUUCUAAUGGAAAUUGCGACCAUAUCUGUAUAAACACUGUUGGAUCCUACAAGUGCAGUUGCUCGAAAGGAUAUCAGGCGUUUGGAAAGAAGUGCAAAAUACGUCGUUGUUCUCCUCGAGGGAAACCAACCAAUGGAAGGGUAGUUGGAUGUAACGAAGAAUACAGAGGCUUCUGCGAAAUGGCAUGUAACAAGGGAUACAAAUUGCAUGGAGUGGCGCGCAGCCAGUGCGUGAUGAGUGCGUCUAAGGUUUACUGGAGUGAUCCGAGACCAAGUUGCCAAGUAAAAAGCUGCCCAAAAUUGACUGUAAAAAAUGGCGCUUUUCAAAGUGAUCGAUGCAAGAACAACCCUACUCACGGUCAAGUAUGCAACAUCGCUUGCAAGGAUGGAUACGAAUAUAGAGGAACACCUAAAAGCCCUACAUGUAAUGAUGGAUCUUGGAGCAAUAAUAUCAUAGUCUGCCAGGAUACACAACCUCCUGAAUUUGAUAUACUUUGCCCCUUGAAUAUUACGGUAGUAGCUCGAGGGGGGCAGAACUCAGCCUCGGUAAAUUGGAAAAGGGUCACUGCGAAGGACAACUCUGGAAAUGUGGAAGUGACACCCAAAAACAUUAAGCAGCCGCAAAUGAUGAUGGAAGGGAGACACACUUUUCGUUAUAAAGCAGAAGACGCGGAAAAAAAUCAGAAAUUUUGCGACGUAAUUAUAAACGUUAAAGUCUUAAGAUGUCCUCCAUUAUAUCCGCCACUAAAUGGGAAGCUUGUAAAUCCUAAAUGUGGAAAUCUUUACGAAAGUAAAUGCCAUGUUAUGUGCGAUCAGGGAUUUACCCUUAAAGGCGAAAAUGUCAGAAAAUGCGAAAGAAAUGGAAUUGACAUGUACUGGACUGGUAACCCAAAGUGUGAAGUUAAUACAUGUCCAUCAUUCCCUGCUCCUGCAAACACGACACUGGCUGGAUAUGGAUGCGAUGGUCGCGUCGCAAACUACAGCACUACCUGCUUCGUCAGUUGCAAUAUCGGUUUUACAGAAUUGCAAGGGUCAAGAAGACGAACAUGUCUGGCGAAUGGAAAUUGGAGUGGGUCACAACUUUCCUGCUCAGCUGUUAGCUGUCCCAAGUUGAGCAUCAACCUCGGGGCCUUGACGGUUGAGCCAAACAGCUGCACGGAUGGAAACAUUUCCUAUGCGACUGUUUGUCGUUUCACUUGCAAAGAAGGGUACCAGCUGGUGGGGCCUGGACUUAAAACUUGUACGCAGUCUGGAAUAAUGAGUCCACUACAGAAUCCUUUUUGUAAAGACGUAGCUCCACCGAAGUUUUUGUCUUGCCCAAGGACGAUAGAAGCAACGGCUGCAAAAGAAGAACUUACGGCAAAAGUCGAGUGGGCACGACCAAACGUAACAGAUAAUUCUGGAAUACCGCCAAAUGUCACGAUAAAAGGCAAAAAAUCAGGAUCUUUCUUAAACGAAGGCGAACACAGCGUCAUUUACACUGCAGCUGAUAACAUGGGGAACUUUGCAUCUUGCUUUGUUAGAAUAUUUGUUUCAGUGAUCCGCUGUUGGCCUAAGGUAUUUUCUCCACCUGGUGGUAAAAUGAUCUGUAGCAGUUCCAACAUUUAUGGCUCCAAAUGCGUUUUUUCUUGUCACCGCGGCUACAACUUAGAAGGUUCUGUCUACAGAGUUUGCGAGAAGAACGGCACGAAAGGUUACUGGAGUGGAGAUAAAACAAAGUGUAAAUUGGCCAAAUGCCCACACAUUGAGUUACCCCCUAACACAUUACAGUCCGGUUGCGGUGGUGGAAAAGUGCAAAAUAUAUUUGGAGACAAGUGCUUCCUCUACUGCCGACGGGGUUUCUAUAAGGAGAGUGGGUCAUCUGAAAGAAUCUGUCAAGCGAAUGGAACUUGGUCUGGAGAGCCAAUGCAUUGUCGAGAGGUGAAAUGUCCUCCAUUACAUCCUCCUGCCCACGGUUACGUGGAGCCUAAUGAUUGCACGUUCUCUCCAAAGUAUGGAGUGUCGUGUUACUUUUCCUGUAAAAAAGGUUUUAGGCCGGUCGGAACACUCCUAAGAUUUUGCCUCAGCAACGGCAUAUGGUCUUCAAACUCUAGCAUUGUUUGUAAAGACAUCGAAAGUCCAUCAUUUGGUUCAACUUGUCCUACCGGUAUAUUAGCAACAGCAGACAAAGGGAAAAAUUACACAGAACCAUCUUGGCCGCCAGUAGUUGCUACAGACAACUCCGGUAUUAAGCCAGUCGUUACUACAGUUGGAAUAAGAGCCAAAUACUACGAAGGAAAGCACUUGAUUGUAUACAACGCAACUGAUAGCGCAGAAAAUAGAAAACUUUGCCGCUUUUACUUGUCCGUUGAUGUCACUAGAUGCCGAAGGCUUCUCAGUCCAAUCAAUGGUUUCUUCUUUGGACCUUGCGAUAACAUAUAUGGUUCAAAGUGCACAAUGGGAUGCGACAAUGGAUACAGACUUGAUGGCUCAUCGAGUACCACAUGUGUAGCUAAACCAGGUCACUUGACAGGGAGGUGGGAUCAAGAUUUCCCGGUUUGUAGAGUACGGAGAUGCACUAAACUGAAUUUACCACAGUUUGGCAUUGUAUACCCUUUCAUGUGUACAAUAUCUCCUGUCAGUGGAACCGAAUGUUAUUUUGAGUGCAAGCACGGUUAUAAGCUUGAAGGUGGCGUUGAGCAAGUACAUUGCGGACUUGAUGGAAAAUGGGACGUGGGAGACGACCCAUCUUUUAAAUGUAAAGACAUUACUCGCCCAGUGUUUGAAAGCUGUCCCUUGGACAUUGCUAUCGGCUUGGAGGAAGGAGGGCGUGCUGAUGCAAACUGGACAAUUCCUGUUGUAUCUGACAACAGUCGCACUGACCCCAAAGUAACUGUGUCACCAAAGGGAAUUCAUCCACCUUAUUCUUUUCACCAAACCACGAAAGUAAUUUACACCGCCAUGGAUUCUUCAGGAAAUGUGGCAAAAUGUUCAUUUAAAAUAACUGUUGAAGAUAAUGAGGGACCCAAGGUUGUCUACUGCCCGCCUAACCAGGAAAUUAAGGCUACGGGAUGGGUUACAACAGUGAAGUGGAAACAACCAAAGUUUAAAGACAACAGUAACGAGCCAUUGAUAAUAAGGUGCAGCCACAAUGGAUCAGCGGACUUUUAUUGGGGAACUUGGAACGUACACUGUACUGCGUACGAUAAAAAUCCCAGUAACAAACCAGCCAUCUGCAAAUUCACACUAAAUGUUAAACCCCUGGAAUGUCCAAAAAAGAAACCACCCAAGAAUGGAGCGAUGGCUUGCGAUAACUGGGUUUUUGGGCAGUUUUGUAGUCCGUUCUGCAAUGACCAGUGGGAUUUUCUAGAAGAUUUUAGAGAAUCUACUUGGUUUUGCACCGGAAGUGGAAUGUGGUGGCCGCGUAGGCACUGGCCAGAUUGCUCAAAGGCAGCUCAGCCAAAUAAAGCAAGGAGAAAAGGCGAAUUGCAUUACUAUACUGGAUAUUGCACGAAUCCUGAAACCAGAUCUCAAAUAAAGGAACAGUUCAUCAAGAUUCUAAAUCGUACUGUUCAGAUUAACAGGGUUUGCCGUGAGAAGGCGUUUCGUGACAAAUGCAAAGCAGAAAAUGUGAAAGUGACGUGCUCUCUCGUUGACAUCAAAGCAAAUAGGAACAAAAGAGAAGCAGCGGUAGAUGAUAUGAGUCUGAGAAGAGUCCCGCGAGCAGUUUCUGUGGCAAAAAUAACUUUUGAGAUUGCUGUAUAUCUUGGGGACGUUGUCACAGACGAUACCAAAGAGAGCAAAAUAAAGCUUGGAGACACAGGAGUGCAAAUCACACAAAACAUAAGCUCUCAAAUCGUAGAGGUGUUGGAUAAGAAAAACAUUCCUAUAACGUUACAUGGCAAGAAAUUCCUUCCGGAUAAAAAGUCCUUAAACUUUUCUGAACCAGAAAAGCAGUGCUCGGAAGGACAAACUUUCAGAAAUGGAUUCUGUCUAAACUGUACGUCUGGGACAUAUUUAGACAAAGGAACCGGUAGAUGCAAUGAUUGCCCAGUUGGAACUUACCAAGAAAAAGACGCACAGAUAGGGUGCGUCCAAUGUCCAAAUGGCACUUCAACAACGGAGUCAAGGACAGACAACAGCUCAAGUUGCCUUGCCUUGUGUAGAGCUGGUACAUUCUCGCCCACUGGUUUAGAGCCCUGCAUGAAGUGUGAAAAGGGGUUUUAUCAGGAAGAGGACGGGCAAACAGUUUGUAAAAGAUGUAUUGAGGGGCGAACAACUUCAUCUGAGGGUUCCGACAGCUCUGCAGAAUGUGGUGUCGCUUGUUCAGCUGGGUCCUUCUCAAAUAAUGGACUGGAGCCUUGUAUUUUGUGUGACAGACGUUCUUAUCAGCCACACAAAGAAACCCGCAGCUGUCUUUUUUGUCCUGGUACCACUGAAACACGGAAAAAUGGAUCGAGGAGUAGCCAGGACUGCGUGGAGAUAAACGAGUGUGAUUCAAGUCCUUGCAUAAACAACUCGACGUGUAAAGGGCUGGUCGCUGACUACCUAUGUUUAUGUCCUCUUGGAUUAGCCGGUAAGAAUUGCGAAAUAAACAUUGACGACUGCCAAUAUGAACCAUGCCUCAACAAUGGAACCUGUCAUGAUCUUUUAAAUGGCUUCAGCUGCUCGUGUCCACAAGGAUUUGAGGGAGCCAACUGCGAACACGAUAUCGAUGAAUGUAAGUUAUCACCAUGCGUUCCUGACUCAAAAUGUAACAAUAUACCAGGCAGCUUUACCUGCAUCUGCGAGACGGGUUUUACCGGGGUGCUAUGCGACGUAGAGAUUAAUGAAUGUGACACAUCGCCGUGCCUAAAUGAUGCAACGUGCCGAAAGAAAUCAAGAGGAUAUGAAUGUAUUUGUCCAAGAGGAUUUCAAGGCAUUAACUGCGAGGACAAACUUGAGGCAUGUGCGUCUCUUCCGUGUCAGAAUGGGGGAAAGUGUAUUGAUAGUACCAACAGCUAUCAGUGCAACUGCUCAGACGGGUUUAAAGGACGUCAAUGCGAGAUAAACAUCGAUGACUGUGCGGAGAGUCCUUGUAUGAACAACUCCACAUGCAUAGAUGGUGUUAACGGAUUUUAUUGUCGUUGCGAUAACGGUUUGACCGGUAAAACAUGCGAACUUAAAAUAAAUGACUGUCUCCUGGAGGUAUGUAAGAAUGACGGGAUUUGCAUCGCCACAGACGAUGGUUUCAGAUGUCAGUGUAGGGCUGGAUUUGACGGAUUAAACUGCGAAAACAACAUAGACGAUUGCGCGUCCAACCCUUGCUCAAACAAUGCCAUCUGUCACGAUGAAGUCAAUAACUUUACGUGCCGUUGCCCUCCAGGUUAUACUGGAAAAGACUGCAACAUAGAUAUUAACGAAUGCCAAGGGAAGCCUUGUCUCAACAAUGGGAUAUGUUCUGAUUACAUAAAUUCUUUUAGUUGCCAGUGUAAGGAUGGUUUUGAGGGUUCUCUUUGCGAAAUCGAUGUAGAUGACUGCAAAAACUCACCUUGUCUAAACAAAGGCAUAUGCACUGAUCGUGUGAAUGACUACACCUGCGAGUGCCCCUUUGGAUUCACUGGCAUCAACUGCGAAAUCGAGCUAGACGAAUGCAGUUCAAACCCCUGUCUUCACGAAGGAACUUGUGUGGACCUUUUAGGACGAUAUGAGUGUGCCUGCAUUGACGGUUAUACUGGUGGGGAUUGUGCUUAUGAUAGAGAUGACUGUCUGAGUUCUCCAUGUUUCAACAGUGGGACAUGCAUUGACAAAUUAAAUGGUUACCUUUGCGAAUGUCCUGACGGUUUUGUGGGAUCACGCUGUGAAAAAGAUGUUAUUGAUUGCUUUGAAGACGUAUGCCUGAACGGGGGCAUCUGUAGAGACGGAAUAAACACUUACAGCUGUGACUGUCCUUCUGGAUUUUUUGGACAACAUUGCGAAUUCGAAAUAGACGAAUGCGACUCCUUCCCUUGUCUGUUUGGAGGAUCUUGCCAUGACAAAGUUAAUGGUUAUGUGUGCAUCUGUCUCAAUGGCUUUACUGGCAUAAAUUGCGAAGAAAAUAUCGACGACUGCAAGCUAAGUCCAUGUCUUAACAACGGAACAUGCAUAGACGAAGUUGCAAACUACUCGUGCUAUUGUCCAGACGGCUUUGCCGGUCUGAAUUGCGAAAUUCUCAUUGAUUUUUGUGAAGAAGCAAUCUGCACAAACGAUGGAACCUGCAUCAAUUCACCCAAAGGUUUCGAAUGCGAGUGUAGAAAUGGUUAUUUCGGAGAAAGAUGUGAACUAGUCGUGGAUGAAUGUUGGACCCAACCUUGCUUAAAUGACGCAACCUGUGUUAGCAAUGGGAGGAAUUUUACCUGUCUUUGCCCAGGUGGAUUUACGGGGAAACUCUGCGAAGUUGACAUAGACGAGUGUGCCAGUAGUCCUUGCAAGAAUGCUGCAAUUUGUACCGAUGUCAUCGAUGGGUUCACUUGCAUUUGUAAUGAGGGCUACAAUGGAACUUUGUGUGAAAAUGACAUUGACGAAUGCAAGCUUAACCCUUGUUUAAACAAUGGUACAUGUCAUAACCUGACACCAGGUUACAAGUGCAACUGUGGUGAAUUAAUUGGAGGGAAAAUUUGCGACAAGGAAUUGGAUUUGUGUGAAUCAAGUCCUUGCCGAAAUGGAGGAAACUGCACCAUUGAUCACUCCAACAGAACAUUCAAAUGCAUUUGUCGACCUGGUUUUACUGGAAGGCAGUGUGAACACGACAUCGAUGACUGCCGAGGAGUGUCCUGUUUUCAAAAUUCAUACUGCAUUGACUUGGUAAACAACUACACCUGCGAGUGUCUUCCAUCCUAUACAGGGGACCAUUGUGACAUCCUUCUUGGCAGUAACUUCGAUCUAAUCUUCAAAAGGAAAACUCCAAACGACAUGGUUCUUCUUCCGGAUAACAACAGAAUCCCCAGCAUGGCUCGUUUUACCAUUGCCAUGUUCCUAAAGGCGGAUUCCAAAGUCAAGUCAGGAACUCUGUUUGGCUAUAGCGUGGAGGACGACACCAAAGAAAAAAUAGUGUUGUAUUACUCUGCCUCUCAAUUGCACAUGAAAGUGAAAGAAAAAACAAUUAGCGCAGACUGCGCCCUGGCAGAUGAUCAAUGGCAUUUCGUAGGAGGCGUCUGGGAUGGAGAAACAGGAGUUGCUUCGCUUUAUCUGGAUGGACGAGAGUUAAAAAAACAAUACAAUAUUCUUAAAGGAAUGCUCAUGCCAGGUGGUGGGUGGAUGUCCCUUGGAAAAUUUUACUUUGCCGCGCAAAAAAGAGCUGAUACAUCUUCGUUCUUUUCUGGAACCCUCCAUCAAGUGAACCUAUGGAGCACUGCUGCUACAGCUGACCACAUGUGGUUAGCGGCUCAGAACUGCUCUUGGCCCAUUCCUGGAAGUACAAGAGGUUGGACUGAUUUUCUUUUUGGAAUCAAAGGAGCAGUGGAGAAGAAAUUCAAGUCUGAUUGCAAAGCCAUAAAGACAACAACCAGAGGAACUUCGUAUCACUUUGCAAGAUGUGAAUCUCGGAACGCCCGUUAUUAUUGCAUUUGCGAAGCAGGAUUUACUGGUGAUCACUGCAAAAUCAAUAUUGAUGACUGUGCGACAAAUCCUUGCGUUCAUGGGAGGUGUGUUGAUGGCGUUAACCAGUAUGAAUGCGUUUGUCAACAUGGAUAUUGGGGCAAGCAUUGCGAGCGGAAAUUAAGCAUAGAGAAAGCAUGUCCGAGGAUUGGAAACCCAUUUAAAGGCAGUAAAAUAUGCAAAAAGGCCGGUGGUGAGGCUCUAUGCACGUUGGAGUGCGACGAGGGAAAUUCCUUCGACUUAAAAGCGACAGCUAGGUUGACCUGUGGUCCUGAUACCAGGUGGAAAUGGAACGGGAAAAGCAAACUAAAAUUGCCUUUGUGCUCUACAAUCAUUUCGCCAGAAAAAAUAUCACAUCGAUUCUCCGUUCUUUUCUAUGGUAUCGUUUGCCAUAGAAGCCCAUAUCCACGGGGAGUAAUUAGAGCGAUUCAACUUGUAGUAAGAAAAUCGCUCUCUAGUAUCCCAGGAUGCUCCUUUGCCGAUGAAUGCAAAACCUAUGCCGUCUCUUCCUCUGCUUGUGGUGAUGUUAUCAAUGCAUUGAAAGUUCAGUUUUCGGUUUCAAUCCAAAAAAGUCGGUCGACUCUGGUUGCAACCGUUGAGGAAACAAGCGAAGCCGCCAAAUUUCAGUUGGAAUACGACGUAUCAACAGGGAAUUUUUCGAUUGAAAUUUAUGGUUUAAGUAUUACUGCAGACAAGUCGUCAUUAAAGCAUCUCUCUACCACAUUUACGUGCUUACCUGGAUCCGUAGUGGGCAAAGACACCGAAAGCUGUGUGAAAUGUCCUGUAGGAACGUUCCAUAACCAGAAAACUCACGAGUGUGAACCCUGUGGCUUAAACUCUUAUCAAGACAAAGAAGGACAAACCAGCUGCUUGCUUUAUCCUGGUUUUGGAAAAAAGUAA
Pocillopora verrucosa is the source of this 8697-nucleotide messenger RNA. NCBI's taxonomy places the organism in Eukaryota, Metazoa, Cnidaria, Anthozoa, Scleractinia, Pocilloporidae. The record is from RefSeq and is a predicted model, not a curated record.